This is a messenger RNA of Neomonachus schauinslandi (Hawaiian monk seal), 1236 nucleotides long. RefSeq names its product corticotropin releasing hormone receptor 2 (gene CRHR2). The coding region runs from base 1 to 1236 and encodes 411 amino acids. Gene Ontology annotation, cellular component: dendrite; axon terminus; plasma membrane. Gene Ontology annotation, biological process: cell surface receptor signaling pathway; adenylate cyclase-modulating G protein-coupled receptor signaling pathway; long-term synaptic potentiation. The record is from RefSeq and is a predicted model, not a curated record. NCBI's taxonomy places the organism in Eukaryota, Metazoa, Chordata, Mammalia, Carnivora, Phocidae. Gene Ontology annotation, molecular function: peptide hormone binding; corticotropin-releasing hormone receptor activity; G protein-coupled peptide receptor activity. The transcript has 12 exons.
AUGGACGCGGCGCUGCUCUACAGCCUGCUGGAGGCCAACUGCAGCCUGGCGCUGGCCGAAGAGCUGCUCCUGGACGGCUGGGGGCUGCCCCUGGACCCCGAGGGUCCCUACUCCUACUGCAACACGACCUUGGACCAGAUCGGGACGUGCUGGCCCCGGAGCGCGGCCGGAGCCCUGGUGGAGAGGCCGUGUCCUGAGUACUUCAACGGCGUCAAGUACAACACGACCCGGAAUGCCUACCGAGAGUGCUUGGAGAAUGGGACGUGGGCUUCACGGAUCAACUACUCACAGUGUGAGCCCAUUUUGGAUGAUAAGCAGAGGAAGUACGACGUGCACUACCGUGUCGCCCUCGUUGUCAACUACCUGGGUCACUGCGUUUCUGUGGCCGCCCUCGUGGCCGCCUUCCUGCUUUUCCUGGCCCUGCGGAGUAUCCGCUGUCUGCGGAACGUGAUUCACUGGAAUCUGAUCACCACCUUUAUCCUGCGCAAUGUCAUGUGGUUCCUGCUGCAGCUCAUCGACCACGAAGUGCAUGAGAGCAAUGAGGUCUGGUGCUGCUGCGUCACCACCAUCUUCAACUACUUCGUGGUGACCAACUUCUUCUGGAUGUUCGUCGAGGGCUGCUACCUGCACACGGCCAUCGUCAUGACCUACUCCACCGAGCACCUGCGCAAGCGGCUCUUCCUCUUCAUCGGAUGGUGCAUCCCCUGCCCCAUCAUCGUUGCCUGGGCCAUUGGCAAACUCUACUAUGAAAAUGAACAGUGCUGGUUUGGCAAGGAGCCUGGCGACCUGGUGGACUAUAUUUACCAAGGCCCCAUCAUCCUUGUGCUCCUGAUCAAUUUUGUAUUUCUUUUCAACAUCGUCAGGAUCCUCAUGACAAAACUGAGAGCAUCCACCACAUCAGACACGAUCCAGUACAGGAAGGCGGUCAAGGCCACCCUGGUUCUCCUGCCCCUCCUGGGCAUCACCUACAUGCUCUUCUUCGUCAACCCCGGGGAGGACGACCUGUCGCAGAUCGUGUUCAUCUAUUUCAACUCCUUCCUGCAAUCCUUCCAGGGUUUCUUUGUGUCUGUCUUCUACUGCUUCUUCAAUGGAGAGGUGCGCUCGGCCGUGAGGAAGAGGUGGCACCGUUGGCAGGACCAUCACUCCCUCCGAGUGCCCGUGGCCCGGGCCAUGUCCAUCCCCACGUCGCCCACACGGAUCAGCUUCCACAGCAUCAAGCAGACGGCCGCCCUGUGA